AUGGCGCAGAAAGAUAAGAAGAAGCCCGAGAAAAAGAUUCCGGACUCCCGGCAGCUGAGCCAGGUGAGCACCUCGGAGCUGGAGUCCAUCGUCUUCGGAGGCGCUGAUGACGAAGAUGAGCAUGUCGAGGAUGUAGCGAAGACCCAGGACGAGCCUGCGGACGCGUGGGCAGAUCCCGACGACGCGGCACUGGAAGUGCCCUUGGUGAGGGGAAGACACAAGAAGCGGCUGCGAGGGGAGGCGGAAACGCAGGUCAAUGGCAAUGAGUACGAGAGGAUUCUCCGGCAGAGAUUCAAGGAGGUCAAUGGAGUCGCGCGGUGGACAGAUACUCAGCCAGCGGCGGAGGAGGCUUCUGACUCGGAGGAGGAGGAGGAUGCGGUAGCGACGAGUACUUUGCCAGUGGCAGCUGGAGGUGCUCUCAAGCCGACAGAGAUAGAGAUCAAGCGCGCGAAGGAGCUUCCGAUGCUUGUGGCUGGUCAGAAGAAGGGCCCCUCGGCGAUCGAGGCGCUCCAGUUCCACCCCAGCUCCGAGCUGCUGCUCACCGGCGGCCGGGACAAGACGCUGCGCUUGUUCGCCGUGGAUGGCGAGGAGAACGAGAAGGUGGCAUCGUACUUCUUCAGGUCCUUUCCGAUUCUGUGUGCCAGCUUCACCCCGACGGGCGACCAGGUGCUCCUGACGAGCAGCAACAGUCAGAUGUGGGGCUUGGACGUGAGCAGCGGCGAGGCUUUCGAAGUGCGCAACAUUUCUUCGGGGGGACAAGAAGCUCAUCGAUGCUUGGCCAUGGGUCCCUCUCCAUCCCGAGUGAGCGGCUUGAAGUCCUCGCAACUGUACGGGGUGUUGGGCGAUGCCGGGGCCGUCAAGAUUUGCGACCUGAAGACCAAGCAUCCCAUCCGGACUUUUCGGAUGAGUUCAGAUGGAGCUGCGCUGGUCUUUGCACCUCGACAGGAUCUGAUCUACUCCGCAGAUGCUGAGUGCAACAUCUACGAGUGGGAUCUCAGCACUGGGCGAUGCCGGCAAAAGGUGAAGGAGCCCUGGGCCACGCGGAUUCUGAAUCUGGCCGUCGCGCCGGGCCAGAUGGCCGUGGGCACCUCGACCGGCAAUGUGGACAUCCUGGACUUGAGCGGCCCAAAGUUGCUCGGAAAGCCGAUGCACAGCAUCGACAACUUGACGACACGAGCGGAUUUGGUCAGGUACAACCACCAGGAUGAGAUUUUGGCUGUAGGCUCGCGCGUGAAGGCGGAUGCGCUGAAGCUGAUCCACGUUGCCACCGGCACGGUGUUUCAGAACUGGCCCACCGCGCGGACGCCGCUGAAAAACGUUUCGGCGGUGGACUUUUCGCGGCAGGGCAUGAUGGCCAUUGGCAACCAGCAUGGCCGGGCAAGGUCGAACGUCGACCUUCACAUGCUUCAUGGCAUCUACGAUGAACAGGCUCGCCUGACACCCUCGGCACCAGCGGUUGUGGCGUACAGGCCCGGAGGGCGAUCAGAGCUCACUUAUGCCGGGCUGCAGGAGCGCUCCACGCUUUUGGCUGAGAGCCUGAGCCGAUGGCGUGAUCGCCUCGAUGGGGUGAUUGCAGCUGUGUGGCUUCCUCGCACUCAUGAGGACUUCCUGCCAGUGCUGCUGGCACUCAGUAGGUGCGGCGUGUGCUUCGCCUUAAUGAGCACCGAUUUGAAGGACAAGGACUUAGAGCGGCAGCGCAAUCGGCAGAUUGUCGAAGUGCUGCAGCCCAGCUUUCUGGUCCUGCCUGAUGGAGGCCUUCCGGAUCCGGAACUGGAAGGGGUAACAGAGAACUGUGCGAAGAUGACGCCGAGCUCUGCUGGCUUUGCUCAUCAAGGCCCGGGCAACGCAGCCGGUUCGGCGGGGAAACCGCUGAGCGGGGCGCUGUGCCUGCUCUUCACCGGCGGCACCUUCCGUAGCCGCUGUGUCGUGGUGACUCACCAGAUGGUGCAGCAUGAGCGGGUUCACUACUCGGAGGUCGUGGCUGUCAAGGGCCUGCGCAUGGCCUGCCACACCUCGGUCUAUUGGGGCGCCUCAGCCCUGGGCCAGCUGAGCAUCGCCCUGGCGCUCGCUGGCACGGCCAUCCUCUGCGAGGUGCAGGAGACCGAGGACUUCCGGCGGGUGAUCUCGGAGGAGAAGGUGAAUGGCAUCGGCCUGGUGCCGGACCAGCUCAAGUUGCUGGCGGAGGAUCCCCAGGUGGAGCUUCCGGACCUGAAGGCAGUCUUCGUGUGGGGCGAGAAGCUGCCGCUCACCGUGGCGCAGCGCUGGAGGAACCAUCCGGCCAGACUGCUGGAGCUGCUGGUCUCCACUGAGUAUUGGCUCUCCUUCUACUCGGCGCCUUUGGAAGGUUCUGGGCACCGGGUGGUGGGCGGGGUGGAGCUGCUGAUCGUGGACGGCCAGAACCAGGCCCUCGCCUCCGGUGUGGGGGAGCUGCUGCUGCGGGGUGACAUGGUGACCCCGGGGUAUUUCGGCUCGGAGUCCCAGGAGGAGAGCUUCGUGGAGCUCGAGGGGCGGCGCUACUUCCGCACCCGGGACUUGGUGCAGCGGAAGGAGGACGGCACCUUGGAGUUCCGGGGCCGCGCGGACAUGUCCAUGAAGCAGGGAGGUCAGUGGGUGGACCUGGGAGCCAAGCUAAGUGCACUGGAGGCCCUCAGCGGCGUGGAGGACGCGGCCUUACUGCCGGACCCGGGCGGCGGCAGCCGAAUGCACGGGUUCCUGGUGCUGAAGAGCUCUCUGCCGGCAGAGGUGGCGGCCGUGACGCUGGAAGCCAAACGCUUGCUGCCGCAGGCCACGAUCCAUCUGCUCAGCAGCUUGCCCAGGCACCCGGUCACCCGCAAGGUGGACGUGGGGAAGCUGACGAAAUUGGCGCAGCCCGCGGAGGAGAGCUGGCCCUACGGCUCGUCCGUUCCGGCGCCCUUUACGGAGCAGAGGGCGACUCAGAAAGUUUGGGACUCCUGGCGCUGGACAAGUGCCGCGCUCUUGGCGGCACGUGCCUACGGCUGGAGGGACCAGGGGGUGAAGGCCUAUUUGGGGCUGCUGCUCCUGCCGUACAUGCACCUGGCCUACCUCCACAUCGCGGAAUCGGUGUCACAGCCGUGGCGGCUUUGGAGCGCCCUGCUGCACGGCAUGCCCAUGGGCGCCUGGGGUGCCAUGCUGCUGGCGCUCCUCAGCCGCCCCAUGACCUCGCUGGACCUGGCCAGCGCCUGGGCGGCCGCGGGGGCGGCGCUGGCGGUCAGAAGGGGUCGGCUGCUGUCCUUCCCGCUGAUCUUCUGGUGGGGCGCAGGGCACCGCCUGCAGUACGAGCUGGAGAGAUGGUGCACCUGGAGGUACUGGUGCUGGUAUCUCACCUCCUGGCCGGAGUUAUUCGCAUCGAGCGACAAAGAGCAGCCCCGGAGGGAAGCCAAGAAGGUGGAACCGCAGAAGGAGGAGGUGGCAGAGCAUCAAUGCAGGUGGUGUUCUCGCCCGAUGGCGCAGGAAUGGCCACCCCCCUUGCUUGUCUCCCGCAGCGUUCCGCUGCAGGACCCUGAGGCCGUUUUCGGGUGCAACGACGGGGAGGGGCGUCCGCUCUGCUGGGCCUGCUGGGUGUUGGAGUCCGAGUCCGCGGCGCGCCACGCGAGGGGCCUGGCAGAUCGAGUUUUGGCCGAGCAAAGAGAGGUGGUCGUUGAGGCGGACGACGAGAAGAAACAGGAGGCAUCUUGGGCCACCGACGGGACGGUGUGGCAGGAGGACUGGAAGCGGCGCUACGACAAGUGGUGGUGGGCCAACAAGACCGUGGACCUCGUGGAGCUGCCGCCCCCCGAGCCCACCGCCAGAGCCGCCGACCUUGGGGGAUCCGAGGGCCGGGAUCCCCGGCUGCGGAAGCUGCGGAAGUGCCUGGAAGACGUGCUGCGAAUGGAGGUGUCGGAUGACAUGUCCUUCCGGGGGCUGGACAGCCUGUCGCUGGGGUUGUUGGCCGGAAGGCUCCGAACAGAGUUCGGAGCCACACUGAGUAUCACCCAGCUGCGCAAUGGAUCGCCCAAGGAGCUGCUGGAGUUGCUGCAGGCGGGCGUUCUGGAGUCGAGCCAAAAUGGGACAACUGACAUCACUGGCUCGGAGUAUGCAAUCUGGUUCUCCCCUGGCCAGUUCUUCCCCAUGGGCGGCUGGGUGUUGCGUCAUGACGAUGAUGUGUCGCUGGACAGGUUCCGGCAGGCGGCAAGCCAAGUGGUGCGGAGGCACCGGUCUCUGUGCGCGGUGCCGGCGGAUCCCUUGCGACUUCUCUCCUUCGUCUUGGACUCCGCGGUGAUGUUCACGCUCUCCGCGCGGCUCCUGGACCGCCACGGGCUGAGGUUCUUGCGCCGGGUCCUGUCCUGGGCCUUCAAGAGCUGCUGGCCCCGCGUGAAGGUGAAGGAUCCGGAGGUCUACAAGGAGCUUCCAGUCGAAAUCAUCGUGGAAGACCAGCCUUCUGCCGAGUGGCACUGCAAGGACCGCCGGAAACUGCUGGCUGAGAGCGGCAACGGAGUUGACAUAGCGCUCAUCCAGAUCCGCACCCAGCUGGAGGGGCUCUGGGUCUAUGGACUCACUGGUGGCAUGGGCGACUUCGUGAUCUAUCGCGACGAGGAGCGCGAGAAUCGCUUUGUGUUAGUGGACCGGGCUCGUCAUGAGGUGGCGGUCUUGCACGGACCUGCAGAUGACGAGUGGAUCCCUCCACCCUAUGGCUUUCCAGCUUUGCUCUCGGCCCGUGUCAGGCCCACGGGAGUCUUGUGGCUUCGCAUCAAGUCCUCCCGGCACCUCACUGUGCUCUGGAAGUCCAGCCGAAGCGCGACUCAGUACCGUCGCUUCGAUGCUUUCCGCAUGCCCGGAAGCCAUGUGAACAGCGUAUUCAGCUAUUUGGUGGUGCAUGCCAUGCACACGAUCGCUGAUGGGGGCAGCUUUGAAGCCGUAGUGGGCGACCUCUUGGCGCUCUAUACCGCCUUCGAGGAUCCGCGGAUGGCGCCCCCGCCGGUGGCCCACAACUCGCUGGCGCUGCUGCAGCGCCGCCUCUUCGACGCCCUGGACGCGGCGGAUCCCAAGGCGGCGCCGCAGCUCACGUCGCUCCGGGGGUCCCAGUGGCGGUGCCAGAAGCGCGGCUAUGGCCACCUCCUGGGCUUCCGGCAGUCGGUGCUCGGCGCGCUGCGCUGCGCGGCGCUGCGGCACCUGGUGCCCUUCGACGCGGCGCUGCUGGCGCUCACGGCCAUCAUGGUGGCCAGAGGCACGGAUGUGGAGGAGGUGGAAUUCACCCUGUACGUACCGCUGAGGGACGGGCCCGGGGAGGCCAAUCUCUGCGGGCUCUUUGCGGAUUGGCGGGAAAUCCAGAUCCGCAUCGAUCGGGAGAGCUCGACGGUGCUGGGGGUGGUGCACCAAGUGGCGGACAAGAUCAGGCUCAGGCAGUGGGCGGUGUACAACCCGCUGAAGAAGCCGGAGACCUUCGUGGUGAACUUCCAGCUCAUGACGGAGCAUUCCCGCAACGGCUUCGUGCAGAUUGGCGAGGAGCUCUGGCGCAUUGGGGAGUGCAUGCGCGAGGAGCAACGAGACGAUAAGCUGCCCUGGGCUCCGCAGCCGCUCUCCUUCGUCAUCGAGCAGGGCGACAAAGAGACGUGGUGGCUGCUCAUCAACUGCGCCUACGAUGACUAUCCUCCUCCGGUGCUGAGGCGAAUGCUCAAGGCGUUCCAGGAUGCCGCUGAGGCCUUUGUGCUGAAGCCCACCGCCAAGGCUCAUCUGCCUUAUCCCAAUACCUUCUACUGAUGGACAUGGUUCCGAAUUGAUGCGGUUGGCCCAGAUCGUUUUCCCCCGCAUCCGGUGCUCCCCUGGCGAAACGUUCAACCUCCCGGCACGCUGAGUGAUCCCGGGGGGUGUUGGGUUGCGCGAUGGCUUCCUGGUCCAGGCAGCCCAAAGAGGCGCGUCGCUCGGGGA
Effrenium voratum is the source of this 5925-nucleotide messenger RNA. NCBI's taxonomy places the organism in Eukaryota, Dinophyceae, Suessiales, Symbiodiniaceae. The record is from the annotation of a GenBank genome assembly.